GAGCAUUGAAUGUCAACAUUGAAAUACAUUUAAAAGAUUUCAGUGAUUUGUUUAUAGUUUUUAAAAGUUAUAAAAGAUAUUAAUGCAUAAUUUGAUUAAGUGUUUAACAAUUUAAAAUAAAUCUAGAAAUUACGAUAACAAUAACAAACAACAAGGAGGCACGUAACUAAAUUUUCUGGUGAAAAUUAAUAAUAAGCAUUACUACUUACCAUUACAAUAAUAAUGAAGCAAUAACACUCAAAUUAUUAAAAUAAGACAAUGCUAACGAACAAAACCAAAGAAAUGUCGAAUCUACAAAAAGCCCAGCAACUGUUAGCAGAAGCUAAAAAGAAAACAUCGUCAAAAGGAUUCUUUGACUUCUUGUUCGGCUCUUCAAAUCGUAUAGAAGAUGCAGUGAAGUGUUAUAUACGGGCCGCGAAUCUUUUUAAGAUGGAGAAGCAACUGGAUGCAGCUGGUAAGGCCUUUUAUGAAGCAGCCAACUUACUCUACCGAACUGAGGAUCGUCAUAGUGCCGCUAUCAACUACGUAGCUGCAGCCAAUUGCUACCGUUCAACAGAAUCCGUAAAUUGUUUCCUAAAAGCUAUAGACAUAUACACAGAUAGGGGUAAUUUCAUAAUGGCCGCGAAACAUCACGAAGCUAUAGCCAAGUUGUACGGAAAUACAGACCUCGAGAAGGCUAUCGAACAUCUCGAACAAGCUGCAGAUUACUACAGAGGUGAAGGAUCUACAGUUUCUGCUAAUAGCUGCCUGGUGAGAGUGGCUGAAUAUGCAGCUCAGCUCGAAAGGUAUGAAAAAUCGGCAAUCAUUUUCCAAGAAAUGGCUUAUGCUGCGAUUGAAAGUUCUCUUCUGAGAUUCGAGGCCAAGAAAUACUUCUUCAAGGCUGGACUUUGUCAUAUCUGUGUGGAUGUCCUCAAUGGUCAGUAUGCGAUAGAUAGUUAUAUUAAAAAUUACCCGUCUUUCUGGGAUUCCCGCGAGUGCGUGCUUUUGAAAUUGAUCAUAGAAAACGUCAUGGAGAAAAAUGUGGAUGGAUUUACGGAAGCUGUCAGAGACUAUGACAAUAUAUAUCGUCUUGAUGAAUGGUAUACGAAAAUUCUGUUACGAAUUAAGAAACAGAUAAAUGAAACGCCUGAUCUACGUUAAAAUUUAUAAGAAAAACUAUAUACUAUCUAAUAAUUAUAUUUGUUAAAUAUUAAAUUAAAGAUUCUGAAAUUA
This is a messenger RNA of Diabrotica virgifera virgifera (western corn rootworm), 1212 nucleotides long. Its product is annotated as alpha-soluble NSF attachment protein-like. Gene Ontology annotation, molecular function: soluble NSF attachment protein activity; syntaxin binding. The record is from RefSeq and is a predicted model, not a curated record. Gene Ontology annotation, cellular component: SNARE complex; vacuolar membrane. Gene Ontology annotation, biological process: intracellular protein transport; SNARE complex disassembly. The transcript has a single exon. Lineage: Eukaryota; Metazoa; Arthropoda; Insecta; Coleoptera; Chrysomelidae. The coding region runs from base 259 to 1140 and encodes 293 amino acids.